UGUCUGUUGCGUUUGCUCAUUGUCGAAACAGCCGUUGGCUGCCUAAAGUGGUACCGUUUUAUAUUCUGCUGACGCAGCACUUCCUCCCAGCUCUGCGGCCGACGUACUUGGUUGACCAUGUGCUACGAUCAGGUUAUCGGAAGCGUGGAAUAAAGCUUCUCCCCUCAUCAACGGUUUGAUUGACCGAAUUGAACAUCGUGCACCGAGACCGAGUGCAAAUCUUCGGAGGCAAAAGACCUCGACCAAGCAACAAGCAUCAGCGCACCAGCGUACAGAACGGAUUAGCGGACGGAAGCGAUAGAAAUAGGUGAACGACGAUGGCGGUUUCAAAGUACAGUGUCACGUUCGUGCGACACGGCGAAAGUGAGUGGAACAAGAUGAACCUCUUUUGCGGCUGGCACGACGUGGGACUCAGUGAGGAGGGAGAAUGGGAUGCCCUGGAAGUGUCUGCUGCGGCGCUUAAGCGUGAAAACAUGCGCUACGACAUAGCGUUCACGUCCUGUCUACGUCGCGCCAACCAAACACUAGAGGUCAUACUGAAGGAGCUCAAACUAACCAGUAUCCCGGUGCGGCAGCUGUGGCGUCUGAACGAACGGCACUACGGGGCACUGACGGGCUUCAACAAGCGCCAAAUGGCCGAUAUCUAUGGCGAGGAGCAGGUCCAGAUAUGGCGCCGGAGCUUCGACAUUCCACCGCCCGCGAUCGAACCAAACAAUCCGUACUACCAUUCGAUCAAGAACAAUCCCCGUUUGCGGCACAUCAACGAAAAGGACUUUCCGACCACGGAAACGCUGGAAACGACGAUGGAGCGGGUCGUGCCGGAGUGGACGGAUUCGAUUAUACCUGAGGUACGGGCCGGCAAACGGGUACUGGUCGUGGCCCACGGGACAAGUCUGCGUGGCCUAGUGAAGCACAUCCAAGGUAUUUCAGACGCGGACAUCAUGAAGUUCAACCUGCCGAACAGUAUUCCAUUCAUCAUCGAUUUCGACUCUUCGAUGAAGAUGGUGGGCAACAUCCGGUUUCUCGCCAACGACGACACUGUCCUGAAGGCGAUGGAAAAAGUCGCAUCGAUAGGUGGGAAGUAAGGCCUCGCUGUCUCUACUUUUCCGAUGGUCGAUGGUCCAGUGUAAAGCUCUACCUCACGAUCGCCUGGAGCGCUGAUCGAAUUUUAGCAUUCGGUAAAUUGGGGUGCUUGCCUUGCUCCUUCUUUUUGUGUACGGUCGCGAACCGACGAGGAUAUCUUUUCCGCUUGCAGUUUUCAAGUAUACCUAUAUAAUGUCUGUCCUUUUAGAUCUUUUAUUUGCAUACUUUUCCCCACUUUUAUAUUUAUUCUUAUAGAUUUCGAAAAUAUUUGUCCGUUUAUCGUAAAAGGCAGAAGCAAUUUUGUUUAUGUUAUUUUUCUACUAGUAGAAUAAACAUUAAUUGGAUUUUUAUUAAUUUUAAUGCAUGUUUUUCCGUGUGUGCGAAAGUAAAAUAAAGUACUAUUUAAUAUACACAA
Anopheles cruzii is the source of this 1498-nucleotide messenger RNA. Its product is annotated as phosphoglycerate mutase 2-like. The coding region runs from base 318 to 1085 and encodes 255 amino acids. NCBI's taxonomy places the organism in Eukaryota, Metazoa, Arthropoda, Insecta, Diptera, Culicidae. The transcript is spliced from 4 exons. The record is from RefSeq and is a predicted model, not a curated record. Gene Ontology annotation, molecular function: intramolecular phosphotransferase activity. Gene Ontology annotation, biological process: glycolytic process.